This is a messenger RNA of Corylus avellana, 1392 nucleotides long. RefSeq names its product Calcium-dependent lipid-binding (CaLB domain) family protein. NCBI's taxonomy places the organism in Eukaryota, Viridiplantae, Streptophyta, Magnoliopsida, Fagales, Betulaceae. The record is from RefSeq and is a predicted model, not a curated record.
GAAUAGAUUAUUCCCAGAACCUGUCCCCCCGUGGUGGUGGUCUUUAUAAAUAACUAAAUAAGACGGGGAGAAAUAGACUUUCAGCGUUGGUCAAUACAUCAAAUUCCAGCAGCCAAGAACACAAAAGGACUCCAUAUUCCAACACAAUCUCAGCCAGCAACUUUUACUCUUCCAUGUCGAUUAAUGGUAUUCAAGGCCAGCUUCUUGAGGCCACUGUUGUUGGGUGCAACAAGUUGAAGGACACCGAGUGGAUCUCACGGCAGGAUCCGUACGUGUGCCUCGAAUACGCUAGCACCAAGUUCCGCACCAGGACUUGCACUGAUGGUGAUAGGAAUCCGACAUUCCAGGAGAAGUUCGUGUUUACGUUAUUUGAAGGUCUUAGGGAGCUAAAUGUCACCGUUUGGAACAGCAAUACCCUUGCAUCCGACGUCUUCAUCGGCAGUGGAAAGGUUCAAUUGCAGAAGGUGCUUUCUCAGGGUUACGACGACACCGCCUGGACGCUGCAGACUAAAACUGGCAGAUAUGCAGGAGAAGUGCGAUUAAUAUUACAUUACUCUAAUGCCCUAAAACCGGCAAAAAGCUAUGCUCCGUCGGCACCGCCUUAUGGAACGCAGCCCAUGCCCCAAGUCCCUUUGUAUUAUAACUCCACACCUACAACUGCUGCUCCUUACCCAACACCAGCACCUGCAGCUCCUUACGCACCUCCAGCCUACCCAGCUCCAUCUCCCUACUCUUCGUAUGCACCUAAUUUAUCAGGGUAUCCACCAUCUCCAUACUCUGCCCCACCUCCAGCUGCCUAUCCCCCCCACCCUUACCCACCAACAUCAGCUUAUCCUCCACCUCCAUAUCCACCACCGCCACAAACCUCAUCCUACUAUCCUCCAGGCCCAUUUCCCGGAUUGUAUCCUCCACCACCAUACUGAAAGGGCAUCUGAAGCUUGUGAUUACGGAAAUGAAAGAAGUAGACAUUUAAAGUUGAAUUCUAGGUGUGGUUGUGUAUAUUUUUGGAUGUCACUACAGAAAAGAAAAAAAAGUGUGAAUUCUUUCUGUAGAGAAUUUAAAAUUUCAUUUGGUACUUGUCAAUUAGAAGGUUUGGUAACAGGUUUUGAUGGUUUUCCUUUUAAUGUAGAAUCGUAUAUAGAUAUUUUUUCCUAGUGUUUUGACUCUCUCUCUCUCCUCCUUCUCUUACCUUUCGUCGGUGAUGCACAUGAUGUCUUGUGCUGAUGUUUAUGUUAGAGUGUAUGAAGACAAUUGUAGAUUUUAGUUCACUAGAGGCAGAGACAGUUGGAAUCAAAAUGUAGUUGCCUCCUUGACCAAAAUUAUUUGCACUUGAUGGUAUUGGCCUAUUGCGUAACUUUUGAAUAAAAGGUAAUAUGUGAGUUUUAUGAUUGA